AUGGAAGAUAAACCGUACGUAACGUUUCACAAGAGAAAAAAAACAAGAGCGAAUGCAAAAGUGAGCAGAGAAAAAAUAAAGAAGAACUUUUUAAGAAAUGAGAAAUUCAUCCGAGUUUCAACGAGGAGUAAAAGCUCGACGAAGAAAACGUUUUUACAUACCCUGUUCAAAAGUUUUAUCAAGCCGUAUAAUGAGAAGAACACCGUGUUUUACUCCAUUCUGUGUAUAAUUAAUAAUAUCUACAAAUGCCACUACUUUUCGAAGCACCGCUGCUUGAUUUGCAAGCCGCUGCAUGAAAGGAGCGCGUCCGUAUUGCAGGGGGGAGGUGCUUACUAUGAUGGUUGCGACGGGGAGGACAGCGCGUCUGCGUCUGCCAGGGGUUCCCUCACCGCGUGCGCCAGUUUGUCCUCCACCGCGUCCACCACCGCGUCCACCACGGCAUCCACUACGGCGUCCACUACCGCUUCGUCAAUCGCUUCCUCCACCGCAUCCACCACCGCCACGGUGACCUUCCCCUACGACAUCUACUACAACUUGCGCAAAAUAAACUUGAUUGAGUCUGGCAAACUGAAGAGCAGCGUGAGUGGCGGUAAAUCGGAAGGGAGCCGCCAAUCGGGGGAGAAGGAAAGUUCAGAGGCAGAACCGAACAGAGGGGUGUUACCGGUGGAUGCAGCGAAAAGGAAGGUGGCGGAGGGGGGAAGUGAGAGUGGAAUUGAGGCCACACGUAGAGUAACAACUGAGGGGGUAAAUACCCCUGUUGGGGAAAGAAGCGCAAGGGAAUGCCCCCACCCAGAGAACAGACCCACUCAGCAAGUGGAUGGAGCAAAGGCGAAUGCCCCGAAUAACAGGACCAAACCAAGCGCAACGGCGGUGAGGAAAAACGUCUCCGUUACUGAUAAGGAAGUUUCGCCAAUCAGCGGACCGAUCCAGAAUUUCAUAAGUGCAAAGUUAAACCUGACGAAUGUGCAGCACUACUACUUCCUCUCACAUGAUAAGGAGCAGUUUGAAGAUCUCUACAAUUUCGAUGUGUUCCAAAAAAUAAAUAUAUUUGACAGAAUUUUACUUGACUUAAACCAAAAUGAAAUACACCCCAAUGUGUUAAGGACUGGAAUUUUUUUUAACAAAUAUUUUAACAACAGCCACAAUGAUAGAAAUGUGGAUUUGCUAACAGCAUUGAAGUCCUUUAUUAAGGACUACUCCCUCCCUCCCUAUGAGCCCAUUAAUAGGCAUAUGAAAAUUGUAAUAGACAAGGAGAUAAAUUACAUAAUAAUGUGCAAAAAACAUAGCAUCAGCAUGGGGGAAGUAAUCAGAUGGUUUAAAAAUAUGAUUGCGGAGCAUAUAGGAAAGAAUAUUCUAGAGCAGACCAAGGUGAUAAUUACCAACAAUAUUAAUAAUUAUAUAAGAACCAAAAUUGUUAUUCCAUCGAUUCACAUUUCUAACUACGUGGCGGAGCACAUCAUUUCUCAGAAUGACAUUUUGCUAAUCUACACCUUUGACUAUGAUGUAUAUUUGUCUAUAGUAAAGGCGAAGAGAAGUGGAAAACAGUUUGAAAUAAUUUUGGUCGACUCGGAACCUUAUAAAAAUUCGAAUGAUAUUAAAUUGUAUACCAAACUUGGGAUCCCAGUUACGUACACAUUAAUUGGGGCCCUUUUUUAUAAUAUAAAGAAUUGCACCAAAGUGCUUCUAGGGAUCGAUGCCAUUAUACAUAACAGCGUUUAUGCCUACGUGGGUACCAGCAUCAUAUGCAUGAUGGCUCACCUUAGCAAUGUGCUGGUGUAUAUCGCUUGUGAGACCUACAAAAUUAGCAACAAGAUUAUCAUUGACAGCUUUAGCAUAAAUAAUAUUAACAACAAUUUGGACAUUUACGAUUACAUAUACAUGCACCACCACCCGCACCACAGACACCACAGCCACUACGACCACUACCGGCAUCGGCAGAAGCAGCAGGGGCAGCAUCAGGCGCAGCAUCAAUCGCAUCCACCGCAGCAUGCGGCCGCCCAGAGAAGCGCCCCCAAAAGGAACAAGUGCCUGGACCAUGGGGUCAUCUUUAACCGGAAGUUAAACACCUUCAUAAAUUCCUACGCUGACAUAAGCUCCAACGCCGUCCUUUUUAAUAAUCGCAAAACUGGCACAGGAGGCGGGCCGCCCAGCAAGCCCAUUAUCAAGUAUUUCGCCGUAGAAGCAAGGAAAAAACGGCCAGGUGCUUUUUCCCCCCCGAGUAGGCGAUCAAACCGCGGGCAGGAAAAGUUCUACCCAUCAGAAGUAGCGCCACCUCCCUCCAUUCAUGGCAGCCCAAACGGGAUUCUUCUCAAAGGGGAUUUUAAAACAAAUUGUCAACCAAGUGAAUCGGAGGAUCACCCCGGGGGCAGCCAUCCAGAAGUCCCCAAAACGAAGAGCGAUUCCUCCCCGAGUAGCUGCAAUGCAUUUCUCAAAUGUGUAGACGCUACACGCAGCGGAGGGGACGCCUCCACAUUGUUCCCCAAGCACGACGAGCCGAGUAGAGAAACUCCCAUUCAGACGAAGCAGGAAUGCCCCCACGAGGGGGAAGAAGCAAGUACCAGUUGGAAGAGCCAAGUUGCCGGAAGGGGGCCCGGGAAAGAAGUCAAAAUAGUUACCACCGCAAGUGUACUUACAACGAGAAGUACAAGCAAGGUAGGAUCCACCAAGGGGAUACUGAAACCGCCCGGAAGAACAUCCAACGAAAAUAAAAAUGAAAAAAGUAACUCCCUUAUAAGUGGUAAGCAGAAUUGUGGAAACGUCCCCAGUGACGGUAAAAAUGCUGUUAAAAAGAAUAGAGUUUUUUUUAACCUUAAAAAUGACAAAAGUAGUUACCCCCCCAGUUUUAACAGCCACGUUGGUGCCCCUUCGAAUAACUUGAGCGCGCACAUUGAAUCCUGCGAAAGUGACGAAGAAAAAAUAUGCUGCAACAGCAUUUGUGAUUCUAUUUGUACCUCCAUUGGAAAUAUGAACAUAAAGAAUGUCUGCACAGAUACUCAUAACGAGACGAACCUUUUCAGCUCCGUCCAGUCGCACAUCAGCAAAAUUAAUUCCACCACGGACAAGUCUUUUUACGUUGCCAACAUAUGCAAUGACGUCACUCCGCUGAAGCACAUCAGCUAUAUCGUCACGGAGGUGGGCUUGUACACCAGCGCAAACAGGAACGCCCUAAGGGUGUUCGUCCAGAAUAACGUCUAG
This is a messenger RNA of Plasmodium vivax (malaria parasite P. vivax), 3195 nucleotides long. RefSeq names its product initiation factor 2 subunit family, putative. The transcript has a single exon. Lineage: Eukaryota; Apicomplexa; Aconoidasida; Haemosporida; Plasmodiidae. The record is from RefSeq and is a predicted model, not a curated record. The coding region runs from base 1 to 3195 and encodes 1064 amino acids.